Naegleria fowleri is the source of this 399-nucleotide messenger RNA. RefSeq lists its product as uncharacterized. NCBI's taxonomy places the organism in Eukaryota, Heterolobosea, Eutetramitea, Acrasida, Naegleriidae. The transcript has a single exon. The coding region runs from base 1 to 399 and encodes 132 amino acids. The record is from RefSeq and is a predicted model, not a curated record.
AUGUCUUCGGAGCAAAGCAAGUCUUCGUCGUCAUCAUCAUCAUCAUCAUCAAACAAGCAUCAACGAGAAUAUUAUAAUGAAUUCAGAAAGAAGAAAAGAGAAAGCUUUUUUAAAAGACAUUCAAAAACGAAAUUGUUGAAAUGGGGUGUUUUGGGAUUUAUCGGAUAUUAUGGAUUUUUCUUAUGCCAAAAACCUUGGAUUUACUCUCCACAAGUACUCAACAAUGCCGAUGCGUUUCAAGAACAUUUGAAGAGAAAUGUGCAGAAUUUUAAUAAGAGAUUUUGUCCAACACCAUGGUUGAUUAAUACUCAUGCUCAGACUAUUUACGGAGGUGCAAUUCGGCAUGCUAUUGAUGAUCAAGAUGAAGCCUCUUUUAAAAAGAAAAAGAAAUCAAUAUGA